CGGGAGCAGAGCUGAAUUAUGCUCCGGUCAGGCCAGCUCAAGCACUGAAAACGUUUGUCUCACGGUGGGACCCCAGAACAUGGACCCCCUGAUGGAGUUUCCUUUUGUGGAGGAUGAGGGGCUCACCAUGAAGAGGACAGGUAUCUAUCGGUAUCUUUUGUACACCCUGGGUCUCCCUCUCUGUCUCCCUCCUAAAGGGCCUCUCCAAGACUCUGACUCAGACGUGUACACCAAGUUCUUCAUGAGUCACUGCUGCUACGAUGCCAUUCCAACAAGCUCCAAACUGGUCAUCUUUGACACAACACUGCAGGUGAAGAAAGCAUUCUUUGCACUGGUUGCAAACGGGGUCAGAGCGGCACCUUUAUGGGAUAACAAGCUGCAGUGUUUUGUAGGGAUGCUCACCAUUACAGACUUUAUCAACAUUCUCCAUCGUUACUACAAAUCUCCCUUGGUUCAGAUCUAUGAGCUUGAGGAACACAAGAUUGAAACAUGGAGAGAGGUCUAUCUACAGUAUUCUCUGAAGUCCCUGAUCAGCAUCACACCUGACUCCAGCCUCUUCGAUGCCAUUUAUUCUUUACUGAAGAACAAGAUUCAUCGGCUACCCGUCAUAGAUCCAGAAUCAGGGAACGUCCUCCACAUACUCACCCAUAAACGUAUCCUCAAGUUCCUACACAUCUUUGGCUCUAUGAUCCCCAAGCCUCGAUUCUUACAGAAACGGAUUGAGGAAGUGGAAAUCGGAACAUUCAAGAGCAUCGCGACUAUCAGGGUGACGGAAACAGUUUAUGACGCUUUAUCUGUGUUUGUAGAGCGACGAGUCUCUGCCCUGCCCGUCAUCAGCGAGCAAGGGAAAGUGGUGGCACUUUACUCCAGAUUUGAUGUCAUUAAUUUGGCUGCACAGAAAAACUACAACAACCUGAACAUGACGAUGCAGGAGGCCAUUCAGGGCCGCUGGUGCUGCAUUGAGGGGGUGCUGAAGUGUUACCCUCACGAAACCCUCGAAACCAUCAUCGAUCGCAUCGCUGAGGCAGAGGUUCACCGUCUAGUGCUGGUGGACACAGAGGAUGUGGUGAGGGGAAUCGUCUCGCUCUCUGAUUUGCUUCAGGCACUGGUUUUGACUCCUGCAGGCGUUGAAGCACUUUUCUCUUAACGCCAGUGAAGGGCUUCCUCAUCAUCCUCAUUUCCUAUCCUCUCAUACCAGAACUUUGUCACAAAGCAAACUAUGAGCCUUGAAGAUGAAUGCUUGAAGACAGAAAGUGUAAAUAUUUUUAAUGUUGCGGGCACUUUGGGAUUUGAUAUUUCACUUUUAAACAUGUCUAAUCUUAUUUUGCAAAUUUACUUUUAUAUUUGUAUAAUUUAUUAAAGAAUUAUAAUCAUUUGAAUUAUGCUAGAUACAACUACAGACAUUUGUCAUGUAAUAAUGAUGACCUUUUAUAACAUUUCUGUUAUAAAACUUCUUGACCCCUGAUCCUCACAUUGUAAAUAAACAGAUUAUCAUGUUAUUUAGUCAUAAAA
Messenger RNA from Ctenopharyngodon idella (grass carp), 1512 nucleotides. RefSeq names its product protein kinase, AMP-activated, gamma 3b non-catalytic subunit (gene prkag3b). Bases 80 to 1147 code for a protein of 355 amino acids. The record is from RefSeq and is a predicted model, not a curated record. NCBI's taxonomy places the organism in Eukaryota, Metazoa, Chordata, Actinopteri, Cypriniformes, Xenocyprididae. The transcript is spliced from 13 exons.